UAUUUAUCAAAAUAUAAGUUUACGUCUUCUCUGUCUUCUCUCACGUCUCACGCGCCGAAACCCUAAACCGUCGCCGCCGCCGCCUUCUUCUUCGACAGCGUGCCCCUUGAGCUGCCCGAUCAGGCCACGCCGGAGCGCCUCCGACUUCGUUGUCCGAUUCAUCCGGAUGUAUUACCGUUAUAACGUCCGAGAACGGAGUUUCAGAGCAAGCCACGUUAUUUACCGAAACUUUGGAACGGCGUGAGGCGUUCCCGUUCCGGAACACCCGUUCCGGCCGUUCCACGUCCGUUCCGACGAGCCAGUCGUUCAUCCUCUCAGGAAGCAUUCGCGACAGCAGGUGACAGCAUCUAUCCACCGUACUCCCGAUUCCCUGGGCCGGCGACUAUCGACAGAACGGGAAACUAGUGCUGCAUCUAGGUGAAAGUCCUAGUUCCAACACUGCGGCAAUGAACUCCUUGCUGCCCCCAAUGACUGCCACCAACUGUCUAGCAAACACUGGCCACCCACUUUUAGCUCGACGAAACCGCUGGCAGCUCCCUCCACUAGUUUGUAGUGUCAUAAGCCAUUCGCAACUCACAUCCAAUGUUGCGGUGAAUCCUGGCCGGUCUUUCCCUAUUCUGGUAAACGGAUGCACUGGAAAAAUGGGGAAAGCAGUUGCAGAGUCUGCACUUUCUGCUGGGCUUCAACUACUUCCUGUGUCAUUUAGUAGCGUCGAGAAACCUGGUAGAAAUAUAAAAGUUGGCUCUACUGAGAUUCAGAUACAUGGUCCGUCUGAAAGAGAAAGUCUUCUGUCGUCUAUCAUUCAGGAGAAUCCUGACCUUAUUGUGGUGGAUUAUACAGUGCCUGAUGCUGUAAAUGCAAAUGCUGAUCUUUACUGUAAACUUGGUGUGCCAUUUGUAAUGGGGACAACUGGCGGGGACAGAUAUAUGUUGUACAAAACAGUUCAGGAUGCAAAUGUCUAUGCAGUUAUCUCUCCACAAAUGGGGAAGCAGGUUGUAGCAUUUCUUGCGGCAAUGGAAAUCAUGGCAGAUCAAUUUCCUGGAGCAUUUUCUGGUUAUUCUCUAGAGGUGAUGGAGUCGCAUCAAGCUAACAAAUUGGAUACUUCAGGUACAGCUAAAGCUGUCAUAUCAUGUUUUCAGAAGCUUGGCGUCAAUUUCGACUUGAAUCAGAUUAAACAGAUCAGAGAUCCUAAGAAGCAAGUUGAGAUGGUGGGUGUCCCUGAAGAGUACCUUGCAGGUCAUGCAUUCCAUUUGUAUCAUCUCACAUCACCUGACCAAACUGUUUCUUUUGAGUUCCAGCAUAAUGUCUGUGGUCGCUCGAUCUACGCUGAGGGUUCCAUUGACGCUGCUAUUUUUCUGCAUGAGAAGGUCAAGUCAAAGGCUGAAAAAAGAAUAUAUGACAUGAUUGACGUCUUGAGGGAGGGAAACAUGCGAUAAUCGUCUGCCAUUUUUAUUCGUUUUGCUUGGAGACUAGUAGAGGUUAUCGGAACAUGGUGAUUUGACUGUCCAGAAUUGCCUAGAUCAGCCAGACCAAUUCACUCA
Messenger RNA from Zingiber officinale, 1541 nucleotides. Its product is annotated as probable 4-hydroxy-tetrahydrodipicolinate reductase 1, chloroplastic. Bases 447 to 1436 code for a protein of 329 amino acids. NCBI's taxonomy places the organism in Eukaryota, Viridiplantae, Streptophyta, Magnoliopsida, Zingiberales, Zingiberaceae. The transcript is spliced from 9 exons. Gene Ontology annotation, molecular function: 4-hydroxy-tetrahydrodipicolinate reductase activity; NADPH binding. Gene Ontology annotation, cellular component: chloroplast stroma. The record is from RefSeq and is a predicted model, not a curated record.